Molecule: messenger RNA, 1221 nt
Organism: Letharia columbiana
Lineage: Eukaryota; Fungi; Ascomycota; Lecanoromycetes; Lecanorales; Parmeliaceae
Exons: 2
Coding region: 1-1221 (406 amino acids)
Source: RefSeq, a predicted model, not a curated record
AUGGCUCUGGGACAAGUCUUGAUCCCUUUGACUUCUUCCUUCGAUCUGCGCAAGGUCUGGUUUGAGAGUGUUAUUCUGAAUACAAUCUUGAUCGGGCACUCUAUGGGCGGCAUAGUUGCAGCGGAAACCCUCCUUACCAUAAUGUCGGACCCGACUGAUCCUCUUCCGUCCACCUCCGCACAAACUCAGAAGACAACGUCAAAACCUGCACAGACAAAUACACAGAAAGCAUCACGUCCUUCCACUCCGCAGCCGCAGAAGGGUUAUCGCCCUUCGACUCCCCGCCCUGACGGCUCAUCGUUCAUGUUCCGUUAUAUCCAGGGUCUGCUCGCCUUCGAUAAUCCCUACCUCGGCAUCUCUCUGGGUGCCGUCGCCCACGGUGCUGAACAGCAUUACAAGAAUGCUUCGACCGCCUAUAGUGCAAUCUCCGAAGUUGCUGGCGUCCUCGGAUAUGGCUCCUCCAACAAUAAGAACACCCCUAAAUCACCACAGCAGCAACAGGCAAGUCGGAAGUUGCUGACACAAGGUGCCGACGCCAUGUCCGCUUCAAUGACGAAUGCCACUGGCGAUGCAGCGACCGUACCGGCUUGGCAGAAAUGGGAAAAGUAUCCUAGGUUUGCAGGUGCCGCCGGGGCAGUCGCUGCUGGAGGGGCGGCGGCGUAUUUGAAGAGGGAUACAAUUAUUGAAGGCUGGUCCUUCAUUGGGUCUCAUCUUGAGUUCGUGGGACGUCUGGCUAAGGGGAAAGAACUGAAAAGCCGGCUGGAGAGUAUAGCCAAGCUGAAUAAGGAGCGAGGCAUCGGCUUCGCAGACCUCAUCACCGGCCUCGGAAAGGGUGCUUCUCAGCAAAAGAAAUCAGGCACCCCACUCGCCGGCGGUUUCGUCGAAAUCGGCGCUGUCGAAGGCAUGGCUCCGAACGGCAGGACUUUUUGCACCAGCCCCAAAAGCGAAAGAAAUAGGAAGUUCUUCGAGGAAGCAAAGAACGACAAGGCGAGCGAUGAGAUGCAGGCUCGUAUGAAUAUGUUCGGCGCGAGUGGGAAUAGUGGAUAUUUUGCGCUGUGUGAGAGGGCGAAGGUGUUGGUUGCGAAUUGGGUGGGGCCCGAAAAGAGUGCGUGGUAUGAGGAGAGUACGCCUCUGAAGGCGACGGCGAGCAAGGGGUUGGAAGACGUGGAAUUAGGCGAUGGGCAGAAGGCUGGGGAGAAGCCUGUUGUUGUUGAGAAGUGA